AGCAGCAGCCAACAACAGCCGGAAUCCGGCGAGGCAGGGAUAAAUUUGCACAGGCUCCAGCGGCCCAGCGCCGCCAGUCGCCCAAUGUGACCCAGUUAAGGCCAAAGGACUUAGCUGGCCAAGGACCGCGAACCAAGGAACCGAAUCGCGGAAGGCAAAACACGAUACGCGAUACGCGGAGCUCGGGACGCGCAAGGAGGCGUCCAAUCCCAGAACCAGACCGACGCGGAGCAAGGAUUAUCAAUUUACUUGGCACUUUAAUGGAGUUGGCCAGGAUGCCGCGACGCCUGAUCCGCUCGGAGGUCCUCCUGCUGGCACUGCUCCUCAUCUGCCUGUCGGCCAUCAGAGGGCAGGCGGAGGAGACAUCAAUAUUAAACAGCGAAGGGACAAAUGGACGGGCAUUUCAAAGAACUCAAUCAAGGCGCGAGGCAUUAAUUCCGGCGACAACGCAAAUGGCCCGAACGGCGGACAAAGCCGGCGCAUUUGGGGCAACAAUGGCUGCAGUUGCAGCCUCAAUUCGCCCCAGCAACAAUGUGGCCAUUAAUAACAUUAGCCACAAUGGCGAUCAGCGGCUGACCGCUGCCCUCGAGGCGAAUCUGAUUAUGAGCAGUCGGAAUAUCCAGGAGCAGCACAGCUACAGAAUCACGCAUCACAACAAUGCCACAUCUCUGGCAGGACCAGCAGUAGGAGCAGGAGCUGGAGCAGCAGCAGCAUCAGAUGCGGCAGAUAUAGGAGCCUCGGCAGCGGCAACAAUUGCAUUGAAUGCAACAACAGCAACGGAGGCCACCGCAACAACACAACCUGCAACAACAACAACGCGUCGCACCACCCGCCGCCCGGUGGCAACCACCACACUGAAGCCGCCGCCAACAAUAGAUGAUUACCAGACGAUAAUUAGCCAGGCCGGCACCCAUGCCUAUCUGCCAUGCAAUGUCAAGCAGCUGGUAAAGAAGCCGAUAUCCUGGCUGCGGAUGCGGGACGGCCACAUCCUCACCGUGGACCAGACCACCUUCAUUGCGGAUCAGCGCUUCCAGUCGGUCUUCUCGCCGAAUCCCGAGCGUUGGUCACUGCAGAUCAAGUAUGUGCAGCUCAAGGACGAGGGGACCUACGAAUGCCAGGUGUCCACGGAGCCCAAGGCCAGUGCCAUUGUCCACUUGAGGAUAGUGGAACCCAAAACCGAAUUAAUUGGCGAGUCAACGCGACAUGUGAAGGCCGGAAGUCAAGUGAAAUUGCGUUGCAUAAUUAGCCAGGCUCUCGAGCCGCCGCUGUUCAUUAAUUGGUUUUACAAUCAGAAGCAAAUCUAUUUGCAUAAUCGCCGCGGUUGGCGUACGGAAAUUGAACGCAUCGAUCUGCCGCCGGAAGUGCCGACCACCAGCACCACGACAACAACAACAACGACGACCACCACGACGACGACCACGGAGGCGCCAAUAAGCAGCUCGACAACAACAGCAGCAGGAUCAACAGCAUCAGCCGCACCCUCGGAGACGUCGGUUAAUGGUUUAGCAACCAUAACACGUUCAUAUAUUUUAGAUGCCAUAUCGCAGAACGAUGUGGCCGAGUUGGGGGCCGGGGUGGCUGUCGUCACCGAGACGACAAGCUCCCAGCUCGCUGCCGAUGCGGAUGCCACAUCUUUGUUGCUGGCAACGACACCGCCCACAUUAUCCACUGCAGCGGGAGCAACAACGGCAGCGACAGGUGACUACUCAACGGCAGGUGCAACAACAACAGCAACAGCAACAAGCAACACCUGGCCAACGAGCACUGCGGCAGCAACGACUGCGGCAUCUUCAACAACAACCCUGCUGCCAAGCAGCAGUUUCAUUAAACAGAUAACAACGGCUUCUCUCAUCAUUCCGGCCGUAGUCAAACUGGAUUCCGGCAACUACACGUGCAGCCCCUCGAACAGUGCGCCCCGCACCAUUGUGCUCCACGUGCUGAAUGGUGAAUACUCCGCCUCGGCCAUUAAGUCGGGCAGUGUCAGCUGGAGAGCGCUAAUUGGAUGUCACGGCUAUUUGCACUGGCGCAGCGUUACGGCGCUCCUGACACUUUUGUGGAUUAUUAAAUUUGCCCUGGCCAGGGACAUCUGCCACCCGAAUGCCAACAGAGCAGCCUGCACCGCCAACGACACCGCCACCGUCACCGCAAGGACAUGGAGCACAGGAUCUGGCGGUGCCAGAGAAGGUGGACCCAAAUCAAGGGCGGUAUCUAUCAGAGUCAGCGGCUCAAUUAGUGCCACCAAAGUGGCCGAGGACAAGACUUGAGUUGUCCCCGGGCUGGCGCCCAGUAACUUGGAUUUUACGCUAUAAAAGAGGCUAUGAACUAAGAUUUUAAUCGAUAUAAUUACAUAUUAUCACAGGCAGGCGAACACUCAUCCAUGGCAAUAUACAUCCUUGAAUAAACCUAAUAAGCGUGCUCUCAAUUCAUACUUCAUUUCUAUCUGAGUGUAAAUGUGUGUUUAAAGUGAUCCUUAGGUUCAGGCAUAUCGCAUAUUUUGGGGGAAACUUCUGCAAGAAUUGUGUAAAUAAAAUGCACAGAAUUCUACUUUAACAGAUAGGAGCAUCAAUUGGUCAUGGUUGUAUCAUAUAUAAGUUACCAAAAUAUUCGCAAAAGGUAUGAAAUAACUUGUCAUAGGAAUUGCCAAUGAAACGCGAUUUUACGAAAUAAACUCCAAGUGAAAACUCACGAACACCCAACUUCGAUUCCCAUUAUCUUUCGGUUUCCUUAAGCUAUAAAUUGUAAAUAUGUAUGUAUAACUUAUGAAUACCCCUGAUUUUCUAAGACUUAAAAUAAUCCCUACGCAUAUAGAAUAUUGAUAAAUGAAUACCGAAUAACUGUGUAAAUAAGCGAGUGUUACAGCGUUCCAUUCAAAUAAAUAACCCAAGCAAGCCAAAACCUAAAUGUAAACUCUAGCUAGUAUAUAAAAGACUUACUACAAUUUUAGACGCAGCCAGGCCGAGGAAACUCCAAAAAAAAGCCCAAACUUAAUCAACUAAAUAAACAGAAUUGUACGGAGUUGCUCCUACGUUGCGUAUACUUGAUUUGCAAUAUCAAUUUUUAAGGGAAUGCAAAUGAAAAUUAAAAUUAAAUCGAAAAUCAAUUGAAAUGAAAUAAAACGAAGUGUUUGCAAUAAUUCUUA
Molecule: messenger RNA, 3139 nt
Organism: Drosophila kikkawai
Lineage: Eukaryota; Metazoa; Arthropoda; Insecta; Diptera; Drosophilidae
Gene: dpr15
Product: defective proboscis extension response 15
Biological process (GO): synapse organization
Cellular component (GO): neuron projection membrane
Source: RefSeq, a predicted model, not a curated record